Danio rerio (zebrafish) is the source of this 9262-nucleotide messenger RNA. The record is from RefSeq and is a predicted model, not a curated record. Lineage: Eukaryota; Metazoa; Chordata; Actinopteri; Cypriniformes; Danionidae.
UGCACAGCAAUAUUUUGGGCAGGAUCAUCCCGGUGUCACCUGUCUCCAGCGUAGGCAGCUUUCCUCAGGUAGUUUGUCCCAGUGGCAGCACCGUAGCGCUUCUCCAGUCCAGGAAGACGGGAGUGAGAAGCGCAGAGGAGGGAGGGGGAGAAAAGGAAAGUGCCUGGAAAACAGUGUUGUGUUUUCUUGCAGAGGAGGGACGUCACAGCCCGACCACAGACAGCAGAAGUACGAACAGGAUCAUACCAAGACCGGAGAGAGAAGUUCAGUCGGACAAAUCAAAACAUACGACCUCACUGCAGAAAAAACAAAGUUGGCUUCCUGAGGCGACUCAUUAGCGAGUGAUUGAAUUAUCAGAAUAUUAUGUAUGCAUCGUGACGAGUCGCUGCUGCUUGCUAUUAAGGGUCCGGGCUGAAAACAAGGGACUGUUUAUGGUUUUUCGUUCUUCCCCCUCUCUUUCUCUCCCAACAAAUCGGCGGAGGUUUUGCGCACAACCGGGAGGUGCCGCUGACUGUCGGCAGGAGGGAAUGAAAGUUUGCCAGGCGGGCGGAAUUUUAUUCGACGUAAACACUUCUUGUUUUUGACACCGGGGCCGUGUAUUUCAUUUAAAUACACGCUGUAUUGACUUUUAAAAACUGUGGACAUUAACAGAGCCGAGCGGGGACAUCGAAAUCCAGGCAGAAAUCCUGUUUAAGGCGUGUGCGUGGGUUGCGCCGUAACAUGACGGCUGUGGCAGAUUGACGAGGAGAUCACGAGCGCCGCUGUUUAGGAUCGUGAAGUUCUGCCUGUGUAUUUACAUAUUUUCGCGAUUACCUGCAUAUCUACCCCUCGUGUAUUGACUAAUCUUACUGUUUGACUGAGGUAGGCUCGGCUUAACUUACGCAGUGCUGCCAAAAUGAGUGUAGAGACGGAGCGCAGUGUGGCACAUCUGAUUCGAGCUCGUGUAAAUGUUGCCAUGCAAUCUUUAGGAUUAUAGGCUCAACCACAGCCUUUAUCAUCGAUAACUGCAGAAUCUCGCCUUCACAAUCGGAUCGCUUUGGCCUUAAAAGAGCCGUUUGUUCUCCCGUAAAGAAGAAGAAACAAACAUUUUAUGGUCCGAAAUCCUGCAGCUGUUGUCGGUUGAGCUGGUCGCGGCCAAAUGUUUCAGCGGGGACCUCGCAAGUUUUUCUGAACUGCCCCUUGAAAUAAACAUUGUGAUUAAAAAAUAACAUUAGCAGUCUUCGAGGACGUCUUUUCAAUAGUCUUCAGAAAUCGUUGUGAAAAUGUCAGAAAACGCACCUACGCGGAGUCUGGAUGACAUCGACCUGGCCGCCCUGCGGGACCCAGCAGGGAUCUUCGAGUUGGUGGAGGUCGUGGGCAACGGCACCUAUGGACAAGUUUACAAGGGUCGUCAUGUUAAGACAGGUCAGCUGGCAGCCAUAAAAGUCAUGGAUGUGACUGAGGAAGAAGAGGAGGAGAUUAAAGCGGAGAUUAACAUGCUGAAGAAGUACAGUCACCAUAGAAAUAUCGCCACCUACUAUGGAGCCUUUGUGAAGAAGAGUCCUCCUGGACACGAUGACCAGCUCUGGUUGGUGAUGGAGUUUUGUGGUGCCGGCUCAGUAACAGACUUGGUGAAGAACACAAAAGGCAACUCUUUAAAAGAAGACUGGAUCGCCUAUAUCUGCAGAGAGAUCCUUAGGGGUCUGUCUCACCUCCAUGCUCAUAAAGUCAUCCACCGAGACAUCAAGGGACAGAAUGUGCUGCUUACAGAGAACGCAGAGGUUAAACUGGUGGAUUUUGGGGUGAGCGCACAGUUGGAUCGUACUGUCGGCAGAAGAAACACUUUCAUUGGCACUCCAUACUGGAUGGCCCCAGAAGUCAUUGCCUGUGAUGAAAAUCCCGACUCCACCUAUGAUUACAGGAGUGAUAUCUGGUCUCUGGGAAUCACUGCUAUAGAAAUGGCUGAAGGAGCACCUCCGUUGUGUGACAUGCAUCCCAUGCGAGCUUUGUUCCUUAUCCCACGGAACCCUCCUCCCAAACUGAAGUCCAAGAAAUGGUCUAAGAAGUUCAUUGACUUCAUCGAGGGCUGUCUGGUAAAGUCAUAUCCGAAUCGUCCGUCCACUGAACAGCUCCUGAAACACUCAUUCAUCAGAGAUCAGCCCACUGAAAGACAAGUCCGCAUCCAGCUCAAAGAUCACAUCGACAGAACACGCAAGAAACGUGGCGAAAAAGAGGAGACAGAGUACGAGUACAGCGGCAGUGAUGAAGAGGAUGAGAACAGAGGAGAUGAGAGAGAAUCCAGCUCUAUUUUGAAUGUUCCUGGUGAGUCGACGUUGCGGAGGGAUUUCCUGCGGCUGCAGCAAGAAAAUAAAGAGCGUUCAGAGGCCUUAAAGAGACAGCAGGCGCAGCUCGCCGCUCAGCGCAGAGACCCUGAGGAGCAUAAACGCCAGCUGCUGCACGACCGGCAGAAGCGCAUAGAGGAGCAGAAAGAGCAGAGGCGACGCUUAGAGGAGCAACAGAGGAAGGAGAGAGAGAUGGUGCGGCAACAACAGGAUAAAGCUCCUCACCGGAGACUCGAUGACAUGAGACGAGAGGAGGACAGGAGGUUGGCAGAGAGAGAGCAGGAGUUUAUAAGACAUAAGUUGGAGGAAGAGCAGCGGCAGUUAGAGAUACUGCAGCAGCAAUUACUGCAGGAGCAGGCAUUGCUAAUGUUGUACAAUAAACACUGCUCAGACUCUUCAGUAAAUGAGUAUAAGCGUAAACAGCUGGAGGAGCAGAGACAGUCAGAGAGGCUUCAGAGGCAGUUACAGCAGGAACAUGCGUAUCUGGUCUCUCUACAGCAACAGCAGCAGCAGCAAGACAAGAAACCACAGAUGUAUCACUACAGCAAGAACCUAGAGAACAACAAACCAGCCUGGGCUAGAGAGGUCGAGGAGCGCAGUAAGCUGAACAGACAGGGCUCUCCCAAAAUCUGCACCACGGUCUCUGACACUAAUAUUCAAUCCCGCUCUGAGUCAAUCAACCAAUCAGGAGCUGCGCAGACGCCGCCCAUGCAGAGACCUGUGGAGCCGCAGGGUGGACAGGGAAAGUUCCAGAUGGCCCAUCUAGUGCCGUUAAAACCAUACGCCGCUCCAGUCCCUCGCUCUCAGUCUCUUUGUGAUCAGCCCACUAAGACCAUGUCCGCCUUCCCCACCCAGGACCCCUCACCCACACCCACACCUCGUCCUCUACACUCCAGAGAACUAGUCCGUCAAAACUCUGACCCCACCUCAGAGACUCCUGCCCCUCAGUCCCGGCCAAUGAGAGACGACCGCGGACCCUGGAUCCGUCUUCCUGAGAUUGAACAACCUCCUAAAAUUCCUCAGAGAACAGCCUCUAUAGCCACUGCACUGAACACAAAUCUCUCCUCUGGUAUCAGACACCCAGUCCGAGCAAGUAAUCCAGAUCUGAGUCGCAAUGAGCGCUGGGAGAGAGGAGACAGCAUGAGCAUCAUGUCCAACCUGCCACAGACCGGCUCUCUGGAGAGACACCGCAUACUCAGCUCAUCUAAGAUGGAUUCCUCUCCAACCCUCUCUCAUGAUGGCCGACACAAACCAGGAGAAUCCCGAACCUCAUCUAGACCCAGCAGACCAGCGAGCUAUAAGAGAGCAAUAGGAGAGGAUCAUGGUCUGUACUCUAAGGAGCGAGCAGAGGAGCAGCCGCGGCCCCCUGUGAAGGCCAACGACUACUCCUCUUCCUCAGAGAGCAGUGAAAGCAGCGAAGAGAGUGAAAGUGGAGAAGGAGCAGAGGAGGAAAGCCCUACUGACCGCCCCCGUGAUGCAGAUUCUGACUCUGUGAACACUAUGGUUGUCCAUGAAGAGGAGGAAGGUGAAGGAGGAGAAGAAGAACGUGCUGGAGGAUAUGGAGACCAAACCAUGCUUGUGCAGAGGACUCCAGAGAAGCGCAGUCAUAAUGGAUACACCAACCUGCCUGAUGUGGUUCAGCCUUCUCACUCUCCCACAGACUCGGCCUCCCACUCCUCCCCCGGGAAAGACUCUACUUAUGAUUAUCAGUCCAGGGGAUUGGUCAAGGCCUCUGGAAAAUCCUCUUUUACUACCUUUGUGGACCUUGGAAUGUACCAGCCAUCAGGGGGUAGUGGAGAUAACAUUUCUGUUGGAGGUCUGGGCUCUCGUUUUGAGCAGCUAAAGCUGGAGGUGAGGAAGGGCUCCAUGGUCAAUGUCAAUCCCACAAACACACGUCCGGUCAGUGACACUCCUGAAAUCCGCAAAUACAAGAAGAGAUUUAACUCUGAGAUCCUCUGCGCUGCUCUCUGGGGUGUGAAUCUGCUGGUCGGGACAGAGAAUGGUCUGAAGCUGCUGGACAGAAGCGGUCAGGGUAAAGUGUAUCCACUGAUCAACUCGCGCAGAUUUCAGCAGAUGGAUGUCCUGGAGGGACUGAACCUCCUCAUCACUAUAUCAGGCAAGAAGAAUAAGGUACGCGUGUAUUAUCUGGCCUGGCUGAGGAAUAAGAUCCUCCAUAAUGACCCAGAGGUGGAGAAGAAACAGGGCUGGACCACUGUAGGGGAAAUGGAGGGCUGUGUGCACUAUAAAGUGGUGAAAUAUGAAAGGAUUAAGUUUCUGGUUAUCGCUCUGAAGAAUGCAGUGGAGGUUUACGCCUGGGCUCCAAAACCUUACCACAAGUUCAUGGCCUUCAAGUCAUUUGGAGACCUGCCGCACAGACCUGUGUUGGUUGACCUCACAGUGGAAGAGGGUCAGAGGUUAAAGGUCAUCUAUGGCUCCUUGGCUGGCUUCCAUGCCAUUGAUGUUGACUCUGGAAACAACUACGACAUCUACAUUCCUGUACAUAUCCAGUCACAGAUCACUCCUCACGCCAUCGUGUUCCUGCCCAACUCAGAUGGGAUGGAGAUGCUGUUGUGUUAUGAGGACGAAGGUGUUUAUGUCAACACGUACGGACGCAUCAUUAAAGAUGUGGUGCUGCAGUGGGGAGAAAUGCCCACAUCAGUAGCCCACAUUUGCUCUAAUCAGAUUAUGGGUUGGGGAGAGAAAGCCAUUGAGAUCCGUUCUGUUGAGACGGGACACCUGGAUGGAGUCUUCAUGCACAAGAGAGCCCAGAGGCUUAAGUUCCUGUGUGAACGGAACGACAAGGUGUUUUUCGCGUCAGUGCGUUCCGGUGGCAGCAGCCAAGUUUACUUCAUGACCCUCAACAGAAACUGCAUUAUGAACUGGUGAAAGAACAUGGGUUCUGCUGUGUACACACAUUCAAACACUGAAGAGAUAAAGUCCUCGCACACUACAACACCCUCAAACACUUUGUAAAUACACAUUUACUCUCACACACACUCACACUUUCCUGCACAAACCUACAGACACAUCUUCCUGAAGACACUCCUCCACCAUUCUCCUGUGAUCUCUGAGCCAACUGAGCCCUGCUGACCUCAGUUCAUCCAGUUCCACACGGUUAGCUUUCAGUUCACCGGGGCCAACGUUCCUCCGAUGCUUUUAGGACUAGACAAAAGGCUAACUGUACAUACAUUGUACCAGAGAUGCGUGUAAACAAAACGAUGCGUGUAAACAAAACUAUGAGAAUCGUUCGGUUGUUGCGCGUUUGUGACGCAGCAGACAUGUGUGCGUGUGUUUCGAGAGACUUUAUAAGCUACUUUGAGCAGCAGAAACAACUUGAACCUGCAGUGGUGUGAGGUGGUACUGCCACAUCUGUAAUUUUACCAUUUGACCACUGUAUAGUGUAGUAGUCGUUUGUUCUUGGUUGCGUUCAGAGUUUCAGAUUCAAGUGAUUAUAAUGUUUUCUUUCAGCAAGUAGAAGUUUAGAGGAAUCUUGAGUUUUAGCAUAUUCCAAGACGGCUUCUCUUCCGAACGAGGGAAGGUUUUCGCUUUCUUGAUGUAUAAACAAUAAUCUUUCACCAAACUGUUUGUUGGAUGGGAACAUCGGUGGCCGCUUACGAAGUACAAUCCAGCGCUUUUCCACUAGUAGUUUGCUGGUGAAAACAAGCCACCCACGAUGGAGCAGCAGUCUCUGGUUUUGCUUUUCAAAGCACUUUUUUUUUAUUUUUGUUUUCUUUGGAUGUGAGAAGUAUCAUCAUAUCUACUACAGUUUGAUAUUCUCCGUAUGUAAACGUAUUUGGUAUUACUCCUACUUUUAUUAUCUGCUGUUCUAUAGCUGUUCUAUUGCAAUACGUGAUGUGUGCUCGUUCUUGUUCGAAGUUUUACAGGGGGUCUUCUCUUGAUUUCAGAAAGGAAGAUGAAGUUGAAGGUGCUUUUUGGCAGCAUAAACGUGUAGUUCGGACGUCUCCGUGUAAAUUGUACAUAGCAGCCAUGAUCGUAUUUAGAUAACAUUUGUAGGCACAUGAUUAUUAUUAUUAUUAUUAUUAUUAUUAUGGUUUUUAAGAAUUGAAUCACUACACAACUGCGUUAAACACUUGAGAGUGAUUUUAUAACCGAGUCAUGUGUUUUUGCUGUCAAAAUUGCUUUUGGAAAGUGUAGUUGUUUUAGGCAGAUUUGUAGUUCAACGGGAAAUGUGCGCAUUUGACCUGAACAUCUUAAUAUUUGGAACUCCCCCACCAUUUUAUAGCAACAAAACGUCAUGUUGUAGAUGAGGACUCGAUGGAUCGGAACAUAAAUAUUCUUUUGUUUAUCUAACAGUGUGUGAGCGAGUUAUAUAUGUGUGUGAGGGAAAUAUUAAGCGGUAACGUACAGUAGGAUCAGUAUAAAGCAAUAGUUUAAAGAAUUCGUGACGGGUUUGUGCCUGGUGUUAUUGUCUCCAGCUCUGCAAUACUAGACCAGAGAUUAUUCUCAAGCUUUUCACUUUCAUUUUCAUGCAGAUGAUCUACAUUUUUCAACAGUAUUUACCCAAAAACAGAUUCUCUAUUUAAAAAAACAAGAUGGUAUAACACUUAAAGAAAUGCUGCCUUUACAAAUAAGCUUGUGCACACUAAUCACUGAAAUAUUUGACGCACUUUCGUCCUUCCUGAAUAUUUUUCUAGUUUCUAGUCGUACAGUAGCUUGUGGCCGUACAAUCAUAAUCAGUUACCUAACAGCCCCUUUCCUCAAUACCGUCGCACAGUCUAGACGAGCGAUGACACAUUCAGUAAGUCAUCGUGAAAACACUUCAGACAAACAACAUUAUAAAUAGUCACAUUUCAGAGAGAGGUAUUUUUUGUUCAUCAACUAAGACCAAACUUGACUGCUACAGUGCCAUUAUAACAUAAUCAACGCUCUCUCUGAGACUUGCUUUCGCCCCUCAUCCUAUAGAAUUAAAGCAUUUCUUGCUUAGUGAAUCUAACUGCCAUGUUUACUGAAUUAACAGUGCCUUGGAUUGGGGUUGAAUGUGUGUGCAUGUGUGUGUAAGAGAAGGAGCGUGGAGCAUGUGAUUAUUUCAAUACGAAGUGAAGUUCAGGGAAGAGAAAAGUCCAGUGCGCAGUUCGAGCUCUCGUGCCAACAAAGUGCACUUAAACUGACAAGAGCCAGAGCACCAAGACAGGCUCCUCUCACUCCGUUUGAGCACAAAAGCCAUGCCAUAUAGAGUUCAUUCCUCUGGUUUAAAGGCAGUGCUCUCCUCUUGCAGUGUUUAGAUACUUGUAGAGCACCGUAUUAAAGUCCAAACGCCCAACAGUUACAAGAAAUAGCGCACGUUUUUUGGUGGCUGUAUCAUUUUGCCAAAUGGAAAACCUCUGGUGUUGGGCUGCUCACAUGCGUGUGAUGUAAUUCGGUGGAUUGAAUAGAGCUUAUGUUUUAUAGCAAAAUUGUGAUAUAGCAAAGAUUCAUAUUCGCUUUAUAAAUUAGAUAAAAGUUUAUAUUAGGAUUACAGUGGCCUGUCUGGAUGAAUGAAGGAAAUAUAUAUAUAUAUAUGUGUGUAAAAUAUAUCUAAAAUCCCAGAAUUCUUCUUCUUUUUUUGAGCUAAAUAGAUGUGAAUUUAUAUUAAGAGUUUAACGAACAUAACCUGCUCUCUAGAAGCGAAGAAACGAAUGCAUUGAUUAUAUGUAAUAGCAUUUGUCUGGCUGAAGAAUCAUAAUAAUAAUAAUCGAGCACAAGCUUCUGUACAUACGAGUCGUCUCUCUCCCCUCUUUUUCUUCCAGCGAGUGUUAUAAAAGCGAGCGUGUGGGUGUGCGACUCCGCAUGUGUGAAUAGGAGAGCUAUUUUUGCUGUGCGUGCGUGCGUGUGCUGUUCAUUAUUCCCUCAGAGGAAAGAGAGAAGAGAUGGUCGAGGACCAGUUUGGUCAAACAUGCACACAUCAUCACAGAUGCGACUCCAGUCAUGUUUGCGAUGACCAAUUCUACAGUCAUUCUGUCAGCAACUGACCACAGUUCUGAUCUCAUGCAAGAGACUUUUAGAGGAAGAGAUCAUCAAAAAAUAACUUGAGUAUGUUUCUUUUUCUGUUGAACACAAAAGAAGAUAGUUAGAAGAAUGUUGGAAAUCAUUGACCUGCUAUUUUUCUCAAUUUCUUCUUUUGUUUUCAGCAGAAAGAAGAAACCUCAAAGGUUGAGUAAACAAUGAGUAAAUGGUCAUUUUUGGGGUGAACUACCAUAUCAGGGGUCAUUUUGAAGGUACACAUGGUGUUGGCUUUAUUAUGGACGUUAUUGAAUGUAAUCUGAAGAGUUUUAGAGGGUUUAAGUGCACAUGUGAAGAUGAUAUUUGACACUUCAUCCCCCUCCGCGACCGAUUUCAUCAUGAAAUGCCUGUUCUAUUCUCGCGUCUUUCUAAAACCAGUCAGUCUUUCGAAAGCUAGGGCAGUUUGCGUGUAGCGAUCAUGGAGAUCUGUCUGGUUUUUUCCGUUUUAAGGCCUUUUACUGCUGUGUUUGCGGGAUUUAUCUACCCUACAUGCUAUUAGCAGCUAUGCUAACAAGUGGCAUUUCUCUUGUUGUUCUCUUGUAAUCCGAAGUUAAUCCCUUAGCUGAUUUUUGUAAGAUAUUUACUACUCCAAAGAAGAAGAGUUGAUGAUUUGUAGAUCUUUUGUGCUUUUGGUUCAUUCUCAUAGCGGCAGCAGCCAGGACAGGUUAAAGCUUGGGUGUUUUUUUUUGUUUGUUUUUUGGAGGUCUUGAUAAAAGUUGAUCCUCUGUGAUGGGUUGAUUAUCAUUCUUUUCAUUUUACUUCAUAAACGUUUUUCUGUUUCAGAAGAAAGCGGUAGAUGUUUCAGACAUAUUUCUUAGCGUUUCUGUUUAGGAGAGGAAUGCUUCGGAUGAUUUUAAGUCUUAAAGAUUGAAUGCAUUCACAAGUCUGUAAUGUCUCGAUACAACAUUAUUUGAAAAUUAAAAAUAACUUGAUCUGUUAAA